Messenger RNA from Arvicola amphibius (Eurasian water vole), 2955 nucleotides. It is a transcript of the gene Wdr37, whose product is annotated as WD repeat domain 37. NCBI's taxonomy places the organism in Eukaryota, Metazoa, Chordata, Mammalia, Rodentia, Cricetidae. Gene Ontology annotation, cellular component: preribosome, large subunit precursor. The transcript has 16 exons. The record is from RefSeq and is a predicted model, not a curated record. Gene Ontology annotation, molecular function: protein binding.
UCGCCAGGCUUGCGCUCGGUGGCACCACCUCCCUGGCGCUCGGCUCCGAAAAACUUUCCGGAGGUUUCGAGAAGUGGCUGCGGAACUGGGCCGCGGUCGAGGGUGUUGGCGGUUCCUGGUGCACAGCUGGAAUGUCCAGCACGUCUGGCUGCCUCGCGGAAGGAAAGCUUUUAUACCGGGAAGGCGUCUUGAGGAUGGUGCGACAUCCUCAAUCGCAUCAACCAAUCGAUCAACCAAUGGCACCUUCGACCAUGCCCGGGCUCUCCAAUCAGCUGGCGGCAAGGUAUAUGAUCACAGCAAUGGAAAGCUAAUUAACACACUCAGUUUGAGAAAUAGUCAAUGAGUAGAGUCCGAGGAGCUGGAGAGGUGUUUGUGUACCCCUGGUUGAAGAUCAUACCUGAGACCUCUUGCAUGUCAGUCGUUGGGCUUGCGCUAGUUUUUAGUACAGAUGGACUUAAAACCUGCCUGACCGUGGACCCCUCACCGGACACCUGCAGUGCUUAUUGCAGGCGUGACCAGGACACUACCUUCUAGAAGUAAUGCCCACAGAAAGCGGAAGCUGUUCAACUGCUCGCCAAGCAAAACAAAAGCGCAAAUCUCAUAGCCUUUCCAUACGAAGAACUAACAGCUCAGAACAAGAGAGGACUGGGCUACCGAGAGAGAUGUUAGAAGGACAGGAUUCCAAACUGCCUUCCUCAGUUCGCAGUACGUUGUUGGAACUGUUUGGUCAGAUAGAAAGAGAAUUUGAAAACCUUUACAUCGAAAACUUAGAAUUGCGCAGAGAAAUUGAUACUCUUAAUGAACGCUUAGCUGGUGAAGGACAAGCCAUUGAUGGGGCAGAAUUGAGUAAGGGCCAGCUAAAAACAAAAGCCAGUCACAGUACCAGUCAGCUUUCUCAGAAGCUAAAGACCACCUACAAAGCUUCCACCAGCAAGAUUGUCUCCAGCUUUAAGACUACCACAUCAAGGGCCAUCUGCCAGCUUGUGAAGGAGUAUAUUGGCCACAGGGAUGGCAUCUGGGAUGUCAGUGUUGCAAGGACACAGCCUGUGGUUCUUGGGACAGCGUCUGCUGAUCACACGGCUUUGCUGUGGAGCAUAGAGACGGGCAGAUGUCUUGUCAAAUAUGCCGGCCAUAUGGGCUCAGUAAAUUCUAUAAAAUUUCAUCCCUCAGAGCAGUUGGCUCUUACUGCUUCUGGAGAUCAGACUGCCCAUAUUUGGAGAUACGUGGUACAGCUUCCAACACCUCAGCCUGUUGCCGACACUAGCCAGCAAAUUUCUGGUGAAGAUGAAAUAGAGUGUUCUGAUAAAGAUGAGCCUGACAUUGAUGGAGAUGUGUCCAGUGACUGCCCUACUGUCCGUGUCCCGCUGACAUCUCUCAAAAGCCAUCAGGGUGUGGUUAUUGCUGCUGACUGGCUGGUUGGUGGGAAGCAAGUGGUGACGGCCUCAUGGGACAGAACUGCCAACCUGUAUGAUGUGGAGACAUCUGAACUUGUUCAUUCUCUCACAGGGCAUGACCAGGAGUUAACACACUGUUGCACUCACCCCACCCAGCGGCUCGUGGUGACCUCUUCCCGUGACACAACUUUCCGUCUUUGGGAUUUCAGGGACCCUUCCAUCCACUCCGUGAAUGUUUUCCAAGGACACACGGAUACUGUGACCUCUGCUGUGUUCACUGUGGGAGACAACGUUGUUUAGGGGCAGCGAUUGACCGCACAGUAAAAGUCUGGGGAUUUAAAAAAUAUGAGAUCUCCAAUUGCGACAAUUCGUACAGACUCUGCCAUUAAUAGAAUCAACGUAUGUGUUGGCCAAAAAAUCAUAGCCCUCCCCCAUGACAACCGGCAGGUGCGAUUGUUUGAUAUGUCGGGAGUGCGACUGGCGCGUCUUCCCCGGAGCAGCCGGCAGGGUCACAGGCGAAUGGUGUGCUGCUCAGCAUGGAGUGAAGACCACCCCAUGUGCAAUCUGUUCACAUGUGGCUUUGAUAGGCAAGCUAUUGGGUGGAACAUCAAUAUUCCUGCAUUGUUACAAGAAAAAUAAGUCACUGGUGUUCCUUAGUUUGAAGUUUGCCAUGGACCUUUGAUUCAUGCAGGCUCUUCUGCAUAUUGAUCAGCCAUUAUAGUGAGAAUUUGGCCCUGGGAAGGGUGCCUUGUAUAUGUUCUUUUUACAUUGUGGCCAGCUUGCAUGAAAUCUACAGAGAGAUGUGUGAUUCUGUUUUUUGUUUUUGUCCUGUGUAUAUUGGCAUCCUCUGGUCAGUAGAAGUGAAGCUCACCUCCCAUGUAGCAUACAAAAUGCUCUGAGUUGUUGACGUUGACAGAUGAGCAGUAGGGCAUUACAUUACAUUAAAUGAAUUAAAUGUGAACUGUGUACCUGUCAUGAGGCACAAACAGUCUGUUACAUUGUCUGGAGUAACUAUCCAUACCUACCGUGUCCUGGGAAGACUGCAGAGCUCAUUUGCGUUGGCUGUCGAGAGGCAGGCUGAUAAAGAUUUCAUGUUUGGUUUGUGUGAAUUAUAGCAUGUGCUGUUGUGUAAUUCAUUUCAACUCUUAACUUCUGUUCCAGUUUUGUAAAUGUAACCUGGAUUUACAAACAUUUGUGCAGAGUUUCUUUAAGAAAAAAACAUUUCUGUUCUUUUAUUAUACAAAAUGAUUUCAGUCUCCCAAGGUCUCAUACAAGCAAAAUUUAAAAUAUGAUUCUCAUCACUGAUUUUAGACAUUAAAAAAAUUCAAAGCACUUUAAUUUAUAGCUGUGGUUCUAAACAGGUUUUAGAAGUUUCAAAUGACUUAUCCAUUGAAUGUGACUUGACCUUUAUACAAAGGCCUGCUACCUGAAGACAGAAUCUUAUUUAUUUUCUACACCUUGAAUUUGCAUAUUUCUAAAUGAGUUAACUUCUUUGGUGGUAUUUGAGAGCCAAGGAUGCAAAUAAAUGAGCACUACCUCAAAAUAAAUAUUGGGAAAACUU